This is a messenger RNA of Cicer arietinum (chickpea), 704 nucleotides long. RefSeq lists its product as uncharacterized. The record is from RefSeq and is a predicted model, not a curated record. Gene Ontology annotation, cellular component: mitochondrion. NCBI's taxonomy places the organism in Eukaryota, Viridiplantae, Streptophyta, Magnoliopsida, Fabales, Fabaceae.
CAGCCCAGCCCAGCCCAUAAGGCAAACCCCUUGUUCGGUGAGUCCUUCCCACCACUGACUGAGAAGAAGAACACCACACGAAAUGGCGGUGGCGGCCAACUGUGCUAGGAAAUCUUUCCAAAUAGCUUCUUCUUCUGCCAAAACCCUAAUAUCUCGUCGAUCUACUUUACCUUCUUCUUCAAACUCCACUAAAUUCAAUGCCUCUUUUUUUCAAUCUUCCUCACCCAAACGCUCACUCUCGAAUUCCUGGUUUCCGGUGCAGUUAGCAGGUGCACAAGUAUCAUUGACGCCCUUGCAUAGUGCUACUGCAUCUGCAUUGUUCACUUCUCUCUUGUCUUUGCAUAAUAACAACUGGGGUUGUCUUUCAGAAGCGGAUGAGACCUAAAAACAAUGUUUCGAAUACAUAGGCAGGUUUUGCAACGCCUCUAUAGCAUACGGACGAUAUCAUGCUUUUAGUCCGUCCAGAUACCGUUAGGUUCAGGUUUUGUUCAAUACUUGUUUCUACUAGGUGCUGCGAUUAAUAAUGUAAUUUGAUUAAUUUAUCUUUAUUUGCUGAGAUUGUCAGGUGCAAUCGUCCUGUUUACAUUUACAAGAUGUUUUUGAUGUUUAACCCUUCAAUUUGGGAAAUUUUUCAUGUAAAAUGUAUACCAGAUUUUCAAGUGAUUUUAUUUUGCAUGAAUGUUCAGCUAAGAUUUUAAUUAUAA